CUUGCAACACGUGUGGAGUCAGUAUAAAUAAAUCGAAUUUUUCUAACGAAAUGGCAGAAACAGAAAGUAAAAAUAUUGUGGAUAAUAACGAUGAAGUAAAGAGUGUAAAGCGUAAAAAAAAACGUUCUGCUAAUCAAAUGGCGAAAAAAUUACUGCGUAAAAAAAGCCGAUUCAAUGAUAGCUACGAACUGGAUUACGAUACUUAUCAGUAUUUAAUUAGAAUUUUAGAAGUGUUACGAACAGAAUUUUCUACAAUGGAUGAUAAAUUAGUGUUUGCCAAUAAUAUUUUUGAGCAAAUGAAUGAUCGAGAAGUUGAAUACACUAAAAAUCAAGUGGGAUCAAGAGUAAUGGAUUCUCUAAUGAGCUAUGCUAGCUUUGAAGUCAUUCAAAAACUUUCUGAAAGUCUUGACCACUCUCUAAGACAAAUAUUUAGUGAUAAAUAUGGCAGUCAUGUUUUAGAAAAAUUAAUUUAUGUUUGUGCCGAUCGAGGAAACAGCAAAAAAACUACUUCUGUUGAUGUAAAACAAGAACAAGAAAGCAAAGAUAAAGUUGAUGUUCGAGAAGAUCAAAUUGAUGAAUAUAAUAAAAUUGUUUUAAAGCUGUGUAAAUACGCUUUAAAUAACAUGGAAGAAUUUAUUUAUGACAAUUAUGCUAACCGUAUUCUUAGGACUGUUAUUGAAUGUCUAGGAGGUUUCCUGAAUAAAUUUGAUAACACAGAGAUCAGUAAUUCGAAGAAAACUAAUUUAUUGAAAACGUCACUAUCCCCUAGGAGGGAAGUUAUUCAAGAAUACACAGAUUUGUUAAAAGUAACAAGUCAAAGAAUACUCAACUGGCCACAAUUUCGAGAAUUUGGAAAAGAUAAUCUCACCUCUGGUUUCUUACAGACUCUCCUGUACAGUUUAAAUGAAGUUGAUUCAAAAACAAACAUGUUAAUCAUCAAAAAAAUUACAAAAGACUGUUUUACUCCAAAUCAAGAGGGCACUCUUUCUAAUAUUUUUGAUUCAGAAAAUUCUCUUAGACUAUUAGAAACUUGUUUAGCUGUUGCAAAACCUAAACGAUUUUCCAAAUUAUAUGAACAAUAUUUCAAAGGUAACUUAAAGCAAUUAGCUUUAACAAAGAACUCUAAUUACAGCAUUCAAAGAUUGUGUGAUUAUUGUAAAAGUAAAGAAAUUUUUGAUCAAAUUUUCGAAGAGAUUUCUGAAGACUUCAAUGAAAUAUUAGAGAAACAACAUACUGGAGUUGUGCUAAGUUUGGCGAAUGCUUGUCUUAGAUUGCAAACAAAACAAGGACCAUUUGUUAAUUCAAUAAUUAAAGCUUUAAAAUGUGACGGGACGGAACAACAGCUGCAACUUGUACCAUUAAUUUCACGACUAACUACCUACGAUCAACUAGAAACUGCUAAGAAGCAAAACCGUGACAUUUCUAUUCAUUUACAUGGCAGUUUGAUCCUCCAAGCUAUUCUUCAAUUUAAUAAACCUAUAAAAAUAGUUAAUUCACUACUUGCAAUGAGUGCAGAAGAUCUUACGAAUCUUUUCAACGAUCCAAGAGGAAGUAGGAUUCUCGAUGCCUUUAUGGAAAGCAAAUUUGUUGGUGAGAAGAGCCGAGAAAAGCUAGCUAAAUUAAUGAAAGGCUAUUGGAUUCAACUCGCAGCAAGCGUUCAUGGCUCAAGAUGUCUUGACAAGUUUUGGCAAUUUUCCAAUUAUAAUCAGAGGCUUCAUAUUAUGGAGGAAUUAGCUUCUAUUGGACAAUCAUUGAGUUCUUCAAAGACUGGUCGAUUGAUUUAUAAUAAACUUAAUGUUGCAUUAUUUGCAAAAGAUAAAAAGUUAUGGGCAGAGAGUCAAAAUAAAGAAGAAAAAACUAAAGCUCUAUUUGCGAGUAUAGUUGGGGAAUAAUUAAAUUUAAAGAAUAAUAAAUUUAUAUUCAUUUGUGAGUAAUUCUGCUUGUGAGUAAUAUUUAACUUAUGAAAGUGAUGAUUGUAUGUCGCAGUGGCGUAAGUGGUAAACGCAUCGGAACAAUGCGGUAGAUCAAGGAAUAGGUAGGCCCUGCACCAUUCAAUAUAAAUCUCAAUCCUCUUACAAUGAACUGGGUCUGAACGCCAUAAGGCUGAGGCAUUGAAAGAGGAAAAGUGAGAUUUCUACUUUGUUGGAGGGACUCAAAUUGGCGAUUUGUAUUCCUUGAUUGUGAACUUCCGAAGUUCUUGGUUCAAACCCAAGCUGCGAAAUAUUUUUUUAAUAUUUUAUAUUAAAAAGAAAAAAAUGUAAAA
Molecule: messenger RNA, 2263 nt
Organism: Chelonus insularis
Lineage: Eukaryota; Metazoa; Arthropoda; Insecta; Hymenoptera; Braconidae
Product: nucleolar protein 9
Exons: 1
Coding region: 51-1892 (613 amino acids)
Biological process (GO): ribosomal small subunit export from nucleus; endonucleolytic cleavage in 5'-ETS of tricistronic rRNA transcript (SSU-rRNA, 5.8S rRNA, LSU-rRNA); endonucleolytic cleavage to generate mature 5'-end of SSU-rRNA from (SSU-rRNA, 5.8S rRNA, LSU-rRNA)
Cellular component (GO): 90S preribosome; nucleolus; preribosome, small subunit precursor
Molecular function (GO): RNA binding
Source: RefSeq, a predicted model, not a curated record